Molecule: messenger RNA, 1827 nt
Organism: Macadamia integrifolia
Lineage: Eukaryota; Viridiplantae; Streptophyta; Magnoliopsida; Proteales; Proteaceae
Exons: 2
Coding region: 196-1467 (423 amino acids)
Source: RefSeq, a predicted model, not a curated record
AGAGAGAAUAUAAAAGCAGUAAAGGUAAACAGCUGAAGCUUCUGAGCUGACGUCAGUUCAUGAAGAUUGGUGUUCCAGAAAAGUCCAUCUCUUAAACCGCAAGCUUUCGUGUUUAAAUCGAUCCAUCGAUAUCUCCAUUAGAGAUUAAAACACAGAAGAAGAAGAAGAAGAAGAAGAAGAAGAAGAAGAAGAAGAAUGGAUCCGUGCCCAUUCAUCCGGCUAAUCGUUGAAUCGUUAGCUUUAAAACUCCCACAGUCGAGUAAACCAGCAGGGUCAGGUGUCCACCCAUCAUCCACUCCAUGUUUCUGCAAACUCCAACUCAAGAACUUCUCCCAGCCACAAACAGCUCUCCUGUCUCUCUGUUCAACCUCCGGUGACUCCCCACCAGACUCACCCUCUUUCUCCGCCUCCUUCCACCUCGAACCCACCAUCCUCCGCCGUCUCGCCGCCAAGCCCACAACCUUAAACUUGUCUGUUUACACCGGCCGUAUGGGUCGCACUUGCGGUAUCAGCCACGGUAAGUUACUGGGCCGGGUUCGCGUCAGCAUCAACUUAAUGGGGACAGAGUAUCGAGCCUGUGUGUUCCAGAGCGGUUGGUUGAAGCUGGGCAAAAAACCGGACAGACCAUCGGCUCAAUUGCACCUGGUGGUCCGGGCUGAGCCUGACCCACGGUUCGUCUUCCAGUUCGGCGGCGAACCGGAAUGCAGUCCGGUAGUGUUUCAGAUCCAGGGGAAUAUAAGACAACCUGUGUUUAGUUGCAAGUUUAGCUCUGAUCGGAAUUCCAGAUCACGAUCUCUGCAACUAGAUUCCGGCUACAGAACAAGGCGAUGGAUCAGUUCCUUUGAAGCCGAGAAAGAACGUCAAGGAAGGGAGAGAAAAGGGUGGAUGAUCACAGUACACGAUCUUUCAGGCUCUCCUGUUGCAGCUGCUUCCAUGAUCACACCCUUCGUCCCCUCCCCGGGAUCUGAUCGUGUGUCACGUUCCAACCCAGGAGCAUGGCUAAUCCUCCGCCCUCACGGCUUCUCCAUCAGCAACUGGAAGCCUUGGGGACGCCUCGAAGCAUGGAGAGAACGAGGUAGCAAUGAUGGUUUGGGUUACAAGUUCGAGCUCGUCAAUGACAGUGGCACCAACAUUGGAAUCCCCAUUGCUGAAGCUACCAUGAGUGUCCGAAAGGGUGGAAAUUUUUGUAUCGACACUAGCACGGCCAGUGGUGGCGGCGGCGAAGCUGUGUUGUGGUCGUGGCCUGCCGCUGUUAGAGGGUUUGUGAUGGGUUCGACUGUGGAAGGAGAAGGGAAGAUGAGUAAGCCAAUGGUACAAGUGGGUGUGAGGCAUGUGAGUUGCAUUGCUGAUGCUGCUCUCUUUAUCGCUUUAUCUGCUGCCAUCGACCUUAGCAUGGACGCCUGUAGGCUUUUCUCUAGUAAACUCAGAAAAGAGUUUUGUCAUGACCACCAAGAUUAUAUUACUUAGAAUUUUGCUCUCCUAUACCAUGACAAUCCAAUUACAGGUUUGAGCGUGGGAGAACUAUUUGACCCCUCUAAUUCUCUUCUUUUCAUUCUUUGUUAAAUCUACUCCCUUUUCUUUUCUUUUCCUUCUCUUCUUCUUCUUUUUCUUUUUUUUUUUUUUUGGUACAAUUCAUUCUUUCUUCCAUACUUCUUCUACCUAGUUUUGUCACUUUUGGUCACUUUUUUUUUUGGUGGGGUCGUUGGGUAGUUUGGGCUUGGGUUUCCCUAAUACAUCAUGAUGAGAUCAGAGGUCAGAGAACAGAUUUUAUGUUUAUAAUUUCACACAUAAUGAAGCUGUACAGAUAAAAGUGAGUUAGUUCGUUAA